Messenger RNA from Etheostoma spectabile (orangethroat darter), 3556 nucleotides. RefSeq lists its product as uncharacterized. Lineage: Eukaryota; Metazoa; Chordata; Actinopteri; Perciformes; Percidae. The record is from RefSeq and is a predicted model, not a curated record.
CGUGGGAAGUCCAAAUCGUGAUCGCGAUUAAAAUUCGAUUAAUUGUGCAGCCCUACCAUGGAUGCUGUUAAAGUAAAUCAUACGACCUACAUACUGAACUCACACACCAUCUAACAGGAACAUGGUCUUUAUUGCUAGGCAUUGCAGGGCCUUGAGAAGAAUUUGGCCUGAGAACAAGCGGGGCUAGCAGCUUGUUAACCAGUGUUGGAACGUGCGCACACAUAAACACAAACCCAUCUUCUGUCAUUAUCAGCAGCCAAAUUCUUAAAGCCUACUAUUUAUUAAUUGUAGAUGAAAGAUUUUAGUCUAUGUUCACUUUCCUCCCUCUCAUUCUCUCUGUCCUUAAGGUCAGACAAAUACAGAAUAUAGUUUGUAACAUAUCAAUAUUUGGAGUAUUGAUUAUUUCAUUACUUUUAUGUUUUGAUUUCUAAAAACCUUCCAGACAGUUUCCUAUCAUCAUUCAAUGCUAAAACAUACUACAGUCUGAAAAUUUUUUUAAAUAUCAAAGCUUUGUCUUUUAUUUAGUUUUAAUAUAACUGCAUAAAAGGUAUUGUACUUGUGUUGCUGAUAUUUCUGCAUUAAAAAGAACGUAGUUCCUAGCAACAUCAACAACGAAAAAAACAGUGUUUUCAUGAAUCUAAUGGAUGCUUAUGAACAAACUUAUGACUUGUGGAAAGAAAUGUGAAGGUUUACAAGCAAUGGAAUGGUGAUUUCACUGACCGCGUUGGCAGCAGUAUCUUGUAGAGGACACACUUUCUCAUUUGAACACUUGUUAUAAUACAUUCAUGCAUAUUCCUAUAAGCGAUAUUGAUGCCAUUGUGGAUUGAGUUUUGCAAGAAGGGCAGUUUUCCAUUUUUGUCUCGUUUACUUCAACAAACCUUAACCCUGGACUCAUGGCGAACUCCUGGGUGUAUCACUCAGAAUCUGUAACUCUGUGCAUAGGGGCUCCUGUCAGAGGGGGCCGUUUGGUGUGACCCAUAAUGCUGUCUAGGAGGUCAGCAGCCACCUGAUCCAUCCUAGGAGCCGCAACUGUAGCAGUGAGAUGACAGGCCACAGUUUAACACAUGCAUAUAGAGACACACACACAACACCCCCGUGACCUCCCCCAGUCUGGACACUGUUACUCUUGCACACCUUGAAUCAAUUUUCCUGACACAUUUGGGUGGCCUGUCCUGUCCUCUACACACACCCCCAUUCUCUUUCUCUGUCAGUGUUGACGGCUUUUCUUCUUUUGAACCACUGCAGGAGGUGGACACUUCAUCUGUGCGUCCAUCUUUACUGUACAUCUGUUGGAGAGAUGGAAAGAAAACUAAGCUUUAACUGUCACGACCAGGCUUACAAACACACGCACACACACACACUUGUACACACACUGACAUGGAGGGACAAGGAGUGGUGUUCUUCAUUGCCUCACCCAGCUGAAGUCAGGUGCAGCCAGGGAAGGACAGCGUCUGGUCACGUUCACCCACAGUGCUUCAAGACACAAGGACCGAAAGAAAGAUGAACAGUUAGGCAGGCAGGCAGCAUUAUUGAAAGACAGACAGAUGGAUAAGUAACCAGGAAAAAAAAACCAGAAGGACUGACUUUUCCAUCAGCUCUUCAUCCAGCUCAUUGAAGAGAGAGACCUUGUGAGGUGAGUGCCAGUCCACUGGCCUUUGCCACUUCUUCAGGGGGAUUGUGAAAACUUCUGUCAUCCAGACAUCCACUCACACUGGAUGGAUUGAAGUCCUGCUUUUAUCCAGUCAUCUGAUUGCCAUUCAUGUGUCCAUCCAACUAAGUACCUAUCCAAAAGGACUAAAAUUGUAACCGGUUUUGCCAUCUACUCAAAUCAAAACUUAAAUCCAAAAUUUUCAUCGCCAGUACAGUUAUGUAACUAUAGAGAUGGCAACAUCUGCUGUCCACCAUUCUUUCUGUCAAUCCGUUUUUACAAAUCAGGAGAAACUGAUAGAUGUCUGGCCAUCAUUUUUUUCAUCCACCUAUUCCUUCCAUCCUAAGGCAUCAUUCCUGCCCUUCAUGCCAUCAUUUCGUCAUCAUGCAGCCUAAGAAAGUUGCUCUGUACCCAGCAGAGGAUGAGCUGGUGAGCCUGUCCACUGUCUAUGACCUCUUGGAUGAACAACAGCAUUACUACAAGGAGCUCAUCCAGCAGCAGGAGAGGAACUACAGAGCCUUCCUACAAAUGUUGAUGGACUCGUCAUCUAGCCGUAUGGACAGCCUGGUUAGAGAGAUGCAAGACCUGAGGAACUGCCUGCAGAGAAGCAAGGCUGAGCUGGCUGAGGUUAAAAAACAGGGUGUCCAGAACAGCAAACGGACUGAGUGUCUGGCUGAAGGCCUGGUGAUGGUGCGAGGGGCGCUGGAUGGCCUCAAUGUCAAAUCCGGAGUAAUUGUUGGAGGUGCAGGAGGAAGAGGUGUGGAUCUGAUGCAAAGCAGAGGAGGUGGUGGGUUAAGGCUGGAUGGAAGAAGAGGUGGAGAGGCAAAAAAACCUGCACCAAAAGCAGUGAAGCUGGUGGCAGACCUUACAGAUAUCCACUUUGAUGACAUAAAGGUUGUACCCGGAUUCACAAUCGGAGUGAAAUGUAUGGGCUAGAGCUUUUAGCAUCGCUUAAUGGUUAGAUUGUUGUUAAUGUAUGCCUUGUGGAUGGCCAUAAACUCGUGUCCCUGUUUUGAGAUAGCACGUGGUUAAUGCUGGUCGUUUGCUGCGACUAGAUGUUGGUAUAAGUGUGCUCAGGCAACCAGUCCCAAAAGUAAAAAAAUAAGCAUCUUACAGUCUAGUUUGUAUGGGUUUCUGAUCCAGAGUGCUUCUUUGUGUCUGGUUAUGGUCGUAGCACGUUACUCAUGGCACAUGGUUAUUUUAAAAGGCGUGUCCUUUAGACCAAUACUGUUUUGUUUUUUUUUAAAGGCUGGUACAGAUUAUGAGUAGUUAAUAUAACAGAUAUGUGGAACAAUUAUGGAUUUACGGUGAAAAUGAAAAUCUUUAAAUCAAAAUUAAGAUUUUGGAAUGUUACACUCCAUUGAUUGUUAAUGAUUUAAGCCAUUACUAAUAAAUUCCAAACAACAUACCAGUAAAGAUAGUGUUGUGGGUCAUUAAGUCGGACUCAGUGGUGAGUGAAACUGAGGCAGAGGGACAGACACAGAUGUCUAGCAAAGCCAAAGUAGCACACUUUUUAAUUUAUCGGUUCUCAGGCAAAGAAAACACAGAUACAGAUAAUCUGAAAACUGCUAAAAAAACGGGCCUGGUCUAUCCCUAGUGGCCUUGUUACCUGCCUCCAGUAAGUGUACUAAUUGACGUGUGGUUGUUGCACAAGUGUGAUGGCUGAGUGGCUAUGUGCUAGGAAGUAGGGUUUUUAACAUCUGGGAAGUAAAUUAUUAAUAUAUCAAUGGUCUAGAAAAUAGGUUUAUUAAAACCGAUUACUAUUUGCAUCCUGAACUUUACCUGUAAGAUUCAGCUAUUUUUGUAUUUUAAAAGUGUCAAAUUUCUUUUAUCCUUUUUUCUACUUCUGUCUUCCUUGUGUUUUUUUUUUUUUUUAGGCUGACCAACUAACAGAAGAGCAGAUUGCAG